ACGCAGGAAAGUUCUCCGCAGACAAAUGUUCGGCUCUCUCCAUGACCGAGUACACGUAGAAAUCCCCGAGAACUGAACUGCGGGCGCACGGAGGGCUGCACACUCGGAACAAGCACAAGGAGACCGAAGAGGCGCUUCACUGAGGGAAUAGAGGAAGAGGAGAGGAAGGGAGAGAGAGGGACUGAGAUAGAGAUCCUAUCUCACUCUCCCAGUUGACGUUUUCAACGGAUCGCGUCUCACCACUGCAGGACAAUGUCUAGUAAAGCGACUUUAGCCUUACUCAUCUAUGGAAUCAUAAUGCAUUACAGCGUCAACUGCUCACCUGUGGGACUUAGCUUUCCCAGUGUUAGACUCGACAGUGAGGUUUAUGAUGAGGAUGGAAACUCCUUACAGUCCCUGGAUUACGACAGAGACCAAAUGGAUGUGAGAAGCCCGCCGUCCGUCGCUGACGACGUCUACACUUUGUAUUACCCACCAGAGAAAAGAACGGAAAGGCAUGCAGACGGCAUGUUUAAUAAAGCCUACAGGAAAGCGCUGGGUCAGUUAUCAGCAAGGAAAUAUCUGCAUUCUCUGAUGGCAAAGCGUGUAGGCGGGGGGAAAACGCUGGACGACAGCUCAGAGCCUCUGUCCAAGCGACACUCAGAUGGGAUCUUCACAGACAGCUACAGCCGCUACCGGAAGCAAAUGGCAGUCAAGAAAUACCUGGCGGCAGUCCUUGGGAAAAGCCUUGAAGACAUAGGUAUUCACCAUAUCCUACAAGACAUAGACUUUGAUGCCCUCCCGGACGGGGAUGAGUUUGAGGCUUUUUUGGGAGACUGGCUGAAACAGUUCUCUCCCGAAUUUCCGGCUUUGUGACGCAGGAAGCAGUUUGCGGCUGUGGUGCCUUGCAUCGACUUUAAAACCGCCAUGAAUCACAGAUGGCUAUUUUGUGGCCCUACAAUGCUGCACAUCAUCAGCUUACAUUUCACCCUUUUGUUGUUGUUUUUGUGUUGCUCAGACGUCUGUUAGGCUCUUAGACGUCAGGCGCUCUUCGCUUGCACUGCUUUUCUUUUGCACUUUGUUUUUAGAGACGUAAAGUUUUUUUUGUGAAAGUAGAGGGAAGGAUCAGUUUCCCGCUCUCCAUGAAACAUUAUAUGUAUGAUAAUGAAA
This is a messenger RNA of Plectropomus leopardus (leopard coralgrouper), 1149 nucleotides long. RefSeq names its product adenylate cyclase activating polypeptide 1a (gene adcyap1a). NCBI's taxonomy places the organism in Eukaryota, Metazoa, Chordata, Actinopteri, Perciformes, Serranidae. Gene Ontology annotation, biological process: adenylate cyclase-activating G protein-coupled receptor signaling pathway; positive regulation of ERK1 and ERK2 cascade; regulation of protein localization. Gene Ontology annotation, cellular component: perikaryon; neuron projection; extracellular region. The record is from RefSeq and is a predicted model, not a curated record. Gene Ontology annotation, molecular function: neuropeptide hormone activity; pituitary adenylate cyclase activating polypeptide activity; peptide hormone receptor binding.